Molecule: messenger RNA, 1516 nt
Organism: Prorocentrum cordatum
Lineage: Eukaryota; Dinophyceae; Prorocentrales; Prorocentraceae
Source: the annotation of a GenBank genome assembly
AGAGCUUGCAACGCGCCGUGGACGGCACACGGAAUGUACAACCGCUCGACGAACUGCAUGGUGGCCGUGCUGGCUCGACGAGCUGAACGGUGGCCGUGCUGGUGGAGCGAAGCCUCGGCUCGGCGGAGCACGCGCCCCCCCCCCGCCCCAUGGAGGCGGCCCGCGGGGGGCCUUCCCGAGCCGUGCGCGCGCGCGGGGCGCGCGGGCCGCGGCCUCUCCACAUCUCGCGGCCCGCCCCGGCCCUCUGUCUCCGGCCACGCGCGUCACGCCCGCGGCAGCCCGGCGGGCCCAGGAAGGGAGAGCACCGCCCCAGAGCAUUCCGUCGGGCUCGUCCUCAGUGGGCCCUGGAAACAAAUCUCUUCCUCCGCCUCGAGAAGCUUCCUCGCUCGCCCGUCGACCGUCCCCGGCCGGGCUGGUCCCCGCCGCGGCCCGCGGGGCCGGCGGCGCGCGGGGCCCUCCGCGGAGCCUGCGCGCGCCCCUUCCCCCCCCCCGAUGCGGAGCCUGCCGCGCAUGGCGCAGCGGAGACGGCAGCGCGGUGCCUGGCGGUCGGCAGCACGAUCCUCGGCGCGAGGCGCAGGCGGCCGAGGAGCCCCCUCGACGGCAGGGUCCUCGCGGGCUGCAGGCUGCGGCACGUCGCAGGGCAGGGCGCAGGCGCGGCGCAGUGCCUGGCCCUCCCGGGCCUCGGCGUGUCCGUCGUGACCAGCCUCGGCGGCGACGGCGACGGGAGGUGUACAGAUGCCGCCGCUCCGCGGGCCCCUGCCGGGGCGGCGCGGGCCUCCUGCAGGAGGCCUUGGAGUAGCAUCCCAGAGCUGGCCGGCCGGGACACCGCCGAGGAGGCGGCAUUGGCCCUGGCCAGCGCGCGCCCAGGCCGCACGGUGGUCGCCACCGAGGGCCCGCAGGUGGCCCCGUGGGCGCGAGGCGUGGGGACCGCGAGGCGUCGUCGACCCGCGGCAGGCGACGGAGAGCUGGCCGCGCGCGCGGCCGCCGCCGCGUGCGAGACGCCUCUGCCCCGUCGCGUCGUGGGAGGCGCUCUGGAAGUAGGGCACCGCCGAGUAGGGUCAAGUCGGGCAUGCCCCUCUACAGGAGGACUUCUCCGAAAUUCGUAACAACCGUCGGGGGGCGAUGUUUGACCGUGUUGGGCUAUGUUUGAAGUUGCUGCGAGCGUGAUUUGUCCGCUUGUCUUCAAAAUCCGCUUGUGGGAGGACGUGCCCGACCUAAGAGUAGGGCGGCGGCGCGCUCCUGCGCCUCCUCCUCGGUGGCUCCCCCGGAUGUCCGGCGGUGACAAGUGUGACAACGGCGGAUGUCUGGGUUCUUGCUUCUCCCGUUCUUUCUCCUCGCCUCCUGCCGCUGCUCUUCCUGCCGCUGCUCUUCCUGCAACCGCGGAGGGCCGAACGAAUUCGCAGACGUCUCCCUGUGUUGGUCAAUCAGCACGUGCGUGGGCGGAUCCCCAGAGUGCUGCCGGCCACAUAAGUUGGCGGGAGUUGUGUGCACUGGCGGAGAAAAUGUUGGAAAGGAG